ACACAGCGGCUCGGCCUGCCUCUGGUGCCCGGGUCAUGUUCACCGGGAUGCGGGUGGAGAGCAGGGGGGUCUCCGGGGGUCUGGAUGCUGCGGCGGUGAGGCAGCAGAGGAGGCUGAAGCAGGCGAUCCAGUUCCUGCACCGAGACUCUGCUGACCUGCUGCCGCUGGACGGGCUGAAGAAGCUGGGGACAUCCACACAGGGGCAGCCACAUCAUAUUCUCCAGAAGCGCCUGCUGGAGUCCAAGUUAUCCCGGGGCAGAAUGAACAACGAAGGGAUCAGUCUGAGCUGCACUCACAUCAACUCACACGAGGAUGAAGAGGAAGAGGAGGACGAUUUCGUCUAUGUGCCCUGCAAGUGUUUAGGACAGGAGGUAAAAGUGCUGAUCGACACCGGCUGCAAACUGAACCUGAUGUCCUCACGAACUGUGGAGAGAUUAUGUCUGAAAGAUCUGGUUGAAGAGAACAAAAUGGAGGUGGACGGGUUUCCGUUUCAGAGGAAGCUCUGUGUCGACGGACACAUCCGAGAACUCAGCCUGACCCUUGGGAAACUCAGAGUCAUGUGUCCGUUUUUCAUCCUAGAGAGUAACAGACCACUGAUGUCCCUGGGAAACAAGACGUUAAAAUCACUAAAGUGUGUAAUUGACACUGAAAAGCAGAUGUUGGUGUUUGGGACGAUGGUGAGGGAGCAACUUCAUUUUGCAAAAAAGCCAUUCAAUGAAAGUUCUCCUGAUUUCAGAGACCUCUGACAACAACAACAACAACAACUAAACAUACCUACCAAAAGCAAUACAACAAUAUACUGUUAAAACUAGAUGCCUAAUUAGGUAACUCUCAUCAACUUCUCACCCUAUUCAUUCUCACUUUCUCUCUUUGUUUACUGCCUUUACAGUCAGAUAAUCCACCCUCACUUUACUUAUUUUUACACGACGGCAGCGGUUUAUUAUAUAACUACAUGGUUUUUAGCUGACGCUUUUAUCCAAAGUGACGUACAUACACUCAAUACAAUAGACUACAUGCCUGCAGUAGCAAUUUGGGGUAAAAUCUCUUGCUCAAGGACACUUUGGCUGUGGGAUCGAACUUCUGUCUGCAGAUCAGCGCACUAACCCCUACGAACGGUUCCUUACAAAGCACUAAAACAGCAUUAUAGUAGCCUAUAUGAUGUGUAGCUGUUGUCUACAGUAGAAUGUAUAGAAAUACAUUAUAAACAGAACGUGUAGUGCUGUAGACUUUAUUAUUCUGAUAGAAUGUGAUUUAUAGCUCGUUACUUAUAAAUAAGUAUUGUCAUGACAGAAAUACAGACGUGUUCUGCGUGUACAGCUGGAAAUAAGUCUUGGAGAACAGAGGAGGAUUUGUAUUUCUUGUGAAGUGUAGCUGAUAAACCCAACACAAUCUAUUGCAAUUGUUUAUUAUAUAUUUUAUAAUGUUGUAAUGUAUUUUCUAGUCAAAAAUCAUGUAUUUGCAAUGAGGUCACUGCCUUUUAAUGUUUACAAAAAUACUG
Molecule: messenger RNA, 1498 nt
Organism: Trematomus bernacchii (emerald rockcod)
Lineage: Eukaryota; Metazoa; Chordata; Actinopteri; Perciformes; Nototheniidae
Product: nuclear receptor-interacting protein 3-like
Exons: 7
Coding region: 36-746 (236 amino acids)
Biological process (GO): proteolysis
Molecular function (GO): aspartic-type endopeptidase activity
Source: RefSeq, a predicted model, not a curated record